Molecule: messenger RNA, 7632 nt
Organism: Pipistrellus kuhlii (Kuhl's pipistrelle)
Lineage: Eukaryota; Metazoa; Chordata; Mammalia; Chiroptera; Vespertilionidae
Product: transcription factor HES-4
Exons: 4
Coding region: 3879-6746 (955 amino acids)
Biological process (GO): response to muscle activity; regulation of transcription by RNA polymerase II; anterior/posterior pattern specification
Cellular component (GO): cytoplasm; nucleus
Molecular function (GO): protein dimerization activity; DNA-binding transcription factor activity, RNA polymerase II-specific; RNA polymerase II cis-regulatory region sequence-specific DNA binding
Source: RefSeq, a predicted model, not a curated record
CACGGCCCGACCUGCAGUCCUCCAAGCCGGUCAUGGAGAAGCGGCGCCGAGCGCGAAUAAACGAGAGCCUCGCCCAGCUCAAGGCCCUGCUCCUGGACGCGCUGAGGAAGGAGGGCCGCCAGCAGUUGUCAGAGAGCGCUCCCCUGGUGGGAGCCCAUGUUUGCCUGGACAUGCAGUCCACAUAUGUGUGUGCACAGAGUGAGACCCGGCCCUGGGUGUCCACAAGAAACAAAGGGACAGGACACUCCAUCACCCACCAUCCUGGGGGGCUUCAGCACCCGCUGGGUCGCAGGUCCGAUGGGAGAGGUAAGGUAGUGAUGCUUUAAAAGGGAACAAGCCACCUUCUCCACACCUGCAAGGCUUUGGGGUAGGCAGGGAACUCAAGGGGACAGAAAAGUGAUCACCACCAAGGAAACUGUGGACAAUUUGGACUGUGCUAAAAUUUGAAUUUUAUCCCUUUAAGUUGCUGUUCAUCCAAAAUAAAGUAAAAUAAAUUUCUGUUCAUCCAAAGGCAUCGUGAAGAAACUGAAAAAGUGAGACAGAGAGAUAAUCAAAGUGCAAACAUUUAAUAAGAUGCAUAUCCAAAGUGUGUGAAAGCUCCCACAAAUGAGUAAGGAAAAGGCCUAGAGAGUGGCGAAAGCCCUGAGGAGACGCUUUGGAUGGCCAGAGCCUUACUGCUAUCGAGGAGGUGUGUGCCCAGAGGAGGCAGGUGUGGGCACACCGUCCCAGACUGUCUAGUCCCUGGUGAAUGCAGGACCCCCCCAGGAGGACCGCUAGCAGGCCCACCGCCUCUGACCAUGCACUCUACAAAACCAUGGACACACGUUUGCCAAAAGGAUAUUCCUGGCUAGUCACCACAUUGCUGUUGAUUAUUAGCUGCAAAUGGAAAGCAACCCAAGCCUCAGCCCAGGAUACGCUUUUUGGUGAGCGCCUGGCAGGCCCUGACGGCCCAGCCCCCAGUCCCCAGCUCCAGGGAUAGGGAAAGAAAUGACCGUGAGAUAACACACUUUGUACAGACUGGUCUCUGCCCCAGUUUCUGGCCCCGAGCUCUGGAAACCCUGUCAUGUCCUGGAUGGCAGGAGCACCAGCAGAAUCUGGUCCCGUGAGCAGCUCUGGUGAGCCCUGCAUUCCCGAGAGCGGGGACAGGCUGAACCCAGAGUGAAUGACCGACCGGCCCCGGGUAGUCUGCUGUCUACCCGGGGGGCUGGAGUGAGUGGGAAGGGCAGCUGCUGGUUGGUGGCACUCAGGACACGGAAGCCCUGCCCCUUCCACUUGCCACGCCCAACGCAUCACUUCCAUCCGUGAUCAUCUGUGUCCAUUGUCACAUCUAUUUAUAAUCAGCUGGCAAAUGUGGGUGUUUCCCUGAGUUCUAUGAGCCACUCCAGCUACGGAGCCCAAUCCAAGGGGCAGCAGCCAUGGGAACCUCUGAUUUGUGCCAAGUCAGACAGAUGUCCGGGGCCUGGAGUCCAAGGGGCAGCCUUGUGGGACAAAGCCCUUAAGCUGGGAUCUGAGUCUCUAUGGCAGGCAGGCAGCGCCAGGAUGCACUGAAAUUGGUGUGCGAAAUCCCCACGCCUGGACCUGGUGCAGAGCUCUGUGUGACCAGGAAGGAGCCCCAAGGAGACACAGGUGUGGACGGGCUCGGAGGGUGACCUUCCCGGGCCAGGCUCACCUGCCCAGGAGCACAGAGCCUUCCCGUGAGGCGUCUGGCAGUGGCCACGCCAUUUGUUCCCUGGAGUGCUUCCUGAACACCUGUCACAUGGAAUCGUUUGCCGACACUCAAUGCCCAUUCUGGCGCAUCCUUGCAAUGUCUCCACUGUUGCCCUCGCAGCUCAGUCCUGCUGUCCCCGCUGUCCCCCCUGUCCGCUCCCCCAGGCCUGUCCCUCGGCCUCACAGGGUUUCCGUCCCAUGACGUGGGCUGUUGGGAAUGGUCUUCCCUGGGUGCCCACAUGCUGUCUGCCUGCUGCUCCCUCCUGUGCUCUCAGUGACCUGCCCAGGGGAAGGCAGCACAGCCCCAAGCCCAGAAGGUCAGGAGCCCGGCCCACAGCAGGGGCUUUGGGACCCAACUCUGCCACUCGCUGGCUGUGUGGCUUACCCUCUCUGUGCCAUACCCAACUCUCCUGUGAAAGAGGGUCCUCCUGGCACCCCCGACCCACCAGGAAGGUGUCCCUCAGGGUGGACAGUGAUUGGCAAAGUGCUCAGGGGGGUCCUGGCAGGACCUGCUGCUCACCAGCUGUGUCAGAGGCAUGUCACCCCGCCCCGCUCCUGGGGACUGGCUCACCUGGGGUGGUGGCAUCUGAUGACCUUUCCUGCACCCCUGUCUGGGGUCCCAUCCCCAGGAGCCUAUGUGGGAAGAUGCUGGUAGUAGUGACCCCCUUUUCCUUCCUGACCUCUCCAGGGGCCCAGGGGCCAUGCCCAUUUGGGGUGCCCUCCAACUGGAAGCCUUCAACAACUCCACACGUCCCCCACAUUCCCCACAGGAUGGGUAGUGCUGCGGGGGAGGUGUCUGCACCAAUCACCUCCAGAGGACCUGGAGGAACAUUCUGGAAUCCAUCAUUUCCCACCGUGUCACUCUAAUCCCUCCAUUCCCCACAUGCAUUAGGACAAAGCCCUAAGACUCAGAGGUUCUGGACUGGCCUGGGGGGGGACAGAGGGUGGGGGAAUGGGAGGCGGAAAAAGUCCCCCAGCAGUGGGGUCCCUUUAAGAAGAAGGAGCAGCUUUCAGCCAGGCAAAGAAAAGCCACGUGCUGAUUGCUGGUCAGCAUUCUCUGGCCAGAGUCCGACCUGACCAGGAAGGUGUCCCUCACGUAGCUGGAGGCCCCUCAAAUGCCAUCUAUUUGUGGCCUGGGCCCUGCUGGCAGGCUGGAGACAUGUGACCCUGGGAUGGGUAUUUUUGGCUGUGGGGGUGGGGCUGCAUGGCGAGCCAGCACCAGGCCAGGGACAGGCAGCUUAGACGCCCAGCGCUGCUGCUUGGCUGCUGCGGGGUCUCAGGUACGGCAACAGCAGCCCCUCGUUCCCGCCCUGAGGGGUCCCCGAGGCAGACAGCCCCCAGGGACCUUCCCUAGAGCUAGAGAGGAGGGUGAGGUUCAGGGUCAGGCAGCCACCUCAGUGCCUGGGGUCCAGCGUCUCCACCGCAGAGACAGAAGGGCAGUCCUCAGGGGUUGAGGGGUUGGAGACGCUCCAGCCAGGGUCACCUUGGGUCACGGAGACGGGCAGGGGGAGGGGCGCAUCCUUGUCGGGGACACAGACCCUAAGGAUGACCGAGGGGGCAGGAGCUCCUUUCUGUUCUGGGGCCUCCUCCCUAGGCUCUUGCUGGGGACCCACGAGCACUCUGGCCAGCAUCGGCGUGACCAGCGUGCGCUCAGAGGAAGCCCAGCAGCCUGUCCCAGCCAAGGCUAGGGGAAGGUCAUCACCCAAGGCUGGUCACCUGCUGGAUAUUGUGGCCCCGCCCCCAUGGCCAAGUGCCACCUGGGGCAUGCUGGGACAGUCCAGGACUCCCCACAGCCACGCCGGCCUGUCCAGAGGAAAGUUGGAGGGUAAGGCCGACCCAGCUGAGCAGGAGAUGCUUGGAGACGUGAAGGAAAGCCACUUCUGGGGUUGAAAAAUCUACACACGAGGAUCCUACUUCUUCGUGCCCCUCACUGAUCCAGAGCGCGUUUGGUGGAAGGAAUGUGACCACGUGUCGGAGAGUUGCCACAGGGGGUCAGUUUGGAAGCAGAGACGGUGGGGCUGUAGCUGUUUGGACCUGGAGGAAGCAGCCAGCUGCCGUCUGCAUCCUGCUCUGCUGGCCUGCAGGUUGGAGAUGCCAGCCCAGUGCUGAGCCAGGGCAGAGAGGUGCUGGCAGACAGGCAGGGGGUGAAGACCCCGGCCCUGCUGCCCGAGAUGGAGAACUUCCAGUACAGUGUCCAGCUGAGUGACCAGGACUGGGCUGAGUUCUCAGCCACCGCCGAGGAGUGUGGCCUCCUGCAGGCUAGCCUGGCCUCUGGGGAUGAGCUGCUGUCCAGUGACAUUGACCAAGGGGACAGCAGCGGAAGCAGUCCCCCUGGGCCUCGGCCCCUGCUCGGGGGGAGUGGCUGGCCUGGCUUCGAGGAGGAGGACCGGGCGGCCACGAAGCAGCUGGUCAGCAGGUCUUGGCAGGAGCCCACCCUGGCCCUGGGGGCCGGUCAGCAGAUGCCCAGCACGUCAGCACAGUCAGAACCCCGGCCGUCCCUCAGCUUGGGCGCCGCCUCUCCCAGCCAGAGCGUGUCCCUCCAAGGGCUAGUGCCUUCCAAAGACGAGAUGCAGAGGCUUCUGCAGGGGCCAGCCCCCCGGGACCCUGCCCCUCGACCCCCUGGUGAGCCUCCUCCAAGCCCUGAGUCCCCAGGCCGCAGCCCUCUGCCCCAGAGGCCCCCCAGCAGCCCUGGAGCCCUAGCCCGAAGCCCCAGCAGAAAGAAGAGGCGCGCUGCUGGUGCCAAGGGGGGUGGGCGCUUGAGUGCCGCGGGCUCUGCUCCCACCUCCCCGCUGGGCUCCCCGCUGCUCCCUGAGGCCAGGCCCAAGGAGGGCCGAGGCCCAGCUGGGUCCGGGGGGCAGGGCCCUUCAGCUGGGUCGGCCGAGCCGACAGCAGGAGCCGGGCAGGACGAGCGGGGCCUGGAGUCUGCAGGGGCCUCCGAGCAGGUGGCCUGGCCGGGACUGGAUUUGUCUACACCUGUCCUCACGACUGAGCAAGGUACGGACCCACUCAGCAUGACCCCUGGAGCUGGGCCACUCGCCGUGGCCACACCUGCCCCAGAACCUGGUCCAGAUUUCUUAAUGGCUAAGUCAGACCCAGUUCUGUCUACACCCAACUCCAAAACUCAUUCUACCACGGCUCUGUCUACACCUGCCUCCAAGCCUCAUCCUGAUAUGGCUCCGUCUGCACCCAUCUCCAAGCCUCAUCCUGAUAUGGCUCCGUCUGCACCCAUCUCCAAACCUCAUCCUGAUAUGGCUCCGUCUACACCCACCUCCAAGCCUCAUCCUGACACAGCUCCGUCUACACCCGCCUGCGAGCCUCAUUCUAACACGGCUCUGUCUACACCUGCCUCCAAGCCUCAUCCUGACAAGGCUCCGUCUGCACCCACCUCCAAGCCUCAUCCUGACAAGGCUCCGUCUACACCUGCCUGCGAGCCUCAUUCUAACACGGCUCUGUCUACACCCACCUCCAAGCCUCAUUCUACCACGGCUCUGUCUACACCUGCCUCCAAGCCUCAUCCUGACAAGGCUCCGUCUAUACCCUCCUGUGAGCCUCAUCCUGACACGGUUCCUUCUACACCCGCCUCCAAGCCUCAUCCUGAUAUGGCUCCGUCUACACCUGCCUGCGAGCCUCAUUCUAACAUGGCUCCAUCUACACCCGCCUCCAAGCCUCAUCCUGAUAUGGCUCUGUCUACACCCACCUCCAAGCCUCAUUCUAACACGGCUCUGUCUGCACCUGCCUGCGAGCCUCAUUCUAACAUGGCUCUGUCUACACCCCUUUCCAAGCCUCAUCCUGACAAGGCUCUGUCUGCACCUGCCUGCGAGCCUCAUCCUGACACGGCUCCAUCUAUACCCACCUGUGAGUCUAGACUGGAUGUGGCCCUGACCCCACCGGGCAGAAAGGUCAAGCCGCAGGUGGACUCAUCUGCACCUGCCUCCAAGGCAGAGUCUGAUGUGGGUGCUUCCACCCUGGCCCCCAUCCCCCAGAACAGGCCUGACACAAUGGAGGCCAAGGGCGCCCCACAGGCCAAGUUGGAUUUGGGCUCAGUGGGAUCUUCAGGAGGGCGCCAAGAAAAGCCCAGAGGGGGGCCCUCCGAAGGUGCCCCUGGACACCCCUCGGGGGCGCCCCCCCCAGGGCCUGUCCCAGGCAGGAAGAAGAAAGUGCGGUUCUCUGUGUCUGAGCCCAGCCCCCAGGAGCCAGGGUCAGAGGAGGCCACGCGCCCCCUCUCACCAGCCACAGCUGGGCCCUCGGCCCCCAGGAUGGCCGCAGGGGGCCGUGGGGGGCCUGGAGCUUGGGAUGCAGUGGCGGUUGGGCCCAGGCUUCCCCAGCCUCGGAUCCUGAAGCACCUGCCCCCCCCUGCCGCCUUUGGCUCGGGGGGGCCUGGGUAUAAAAGCUGUUUUGCUGUGACUGUCCCUGAGGCCUACGAGUUCUUUUUUUGUGACACCAUUGAGGAGGUGGAUGAAGAGGCUGAGGAGGAGGCAGAGGCUGGCGAGGGCCAAAUGCAGUGGCCAGAAGUGUGUGAGUUCUUCUUCCGGGACAGCCGAGCCAAGAGGUCUGGGCCCCGGGGGGGCCACUCCCCGGCCCCAGCCCCAGAGGCCAAGCCUGUGCCAGCCCCUCUGCCCGGAGACCCCGAGCCCAUCUCCUUCCCGGAGGCCUAUGAACACUUCCUUGGAGAGGACAAGCUGGAAGACGUGCUGGGGCCCGCUGCCCUCCUCCAGCUGCAGGCCCAGGAGGCCCCCACAACGGGGCCCCAGGAGGUGCAGCCUGGCCCUGCACUGGAGCCCAGCCCAGCGGCCAUAGAGCAGCUCGACCUGGUGCUCAGGCAAGCAGGGGAGUCCUGGGGUCCCCUCGCCUCGUUUACCUUCAGCCAGAAGGACAUGUGCCUGGUGUUUGUAGCCUUUGCCACGUGGGCUGUGAGAACCUCAGAUCUGCACACCCCAGACGCCUGGAAAACAGUUCUGCUGGCCAACAUCGGCACCAUCUCUGCCAUCCGCUACUUCCGCCGGCAGGUGAGGCAGGGACGCCGAAGCCCCAGCCCCUAGGAGCCAGACUCAGCCCAGGAAGUCGCAGGACCAGGAAAUGGCCACACGUGCUCAGGCCAAGGUGCUGCCCUCUGGCCUUGCCCUUUGACCUUUGUGUUACGCGGCAGCAUCUAGAAGGAGCCAGCGUCCUUGGUCCUGGCUGUUUUGGACUCCACCCGAGGCUCAGGCCAGUGGCCGAAGCCCAGGCUGUGCCCGCACCUGGGAGGGGAGACUGGGAAGGUUGGGUGGCUGGGGUGCAGCAGGGAACUGGUUAGGAAGGUGGCCAGAUUAGCAAAUAAGCAGUGUCCAGUAAAGCUGGAAGUUCAGACAGGCAGUCUGAGAGAGCUUAUACUAAGAAAUUACUUGUGGUUUCUCCAAAAUCACAUGGAACCGGGCCUUUGUAUUGGGUCUGAUUAUCAGUUAGAUGGUGAGAGGCAGGAUGGAGCAGGAAAUCAGCGGGUGUCCAAGCACCUGGAGACGGGGCAGGCGCGGGGCGGGGCUGGAGGGCCUUUUUGGCCUGUUUGAACCUGAACCCAAGGGCCUGUGCCAAGGCCUCCUGGCUGCUGCCCGAGACAAGGAGCAGGUACUUGGAGGGGCUUCAGGAAGGUGAGCCCAGUGGCCCCUGUGGGUGGGGGUCUGUAGGGCAGAGCCUGGAGCCCCUCCUUGGGAGAGUCCUGGACGAGGUUCCAAGCAGAGUUUCAUGGAGUCAGGCUGAGAAAUGGAACACUGAGCUUGUCCCGGGGCUGAGAGGAGCCAAAGGGAGGGCAAAAGGGCGGGCAGGGGCAGCUGGGUGCUGGAAGGGAUCCAGACAGAUAGUGAGCAUAGGUCCUGGGGCCACAGGGCCUCCUGGCUGUGAGUAAAGAACGUGUGGACACAGACAAAUAAAAUCUCCUUCUCUUCUUUCUUC